CCUUUCACGAGCAGCGAAGAAUGGAGAGAGCCGCUAACGACAAUCCGCUGUUAGCCUGAAACAUCAGUCACAACACCGAGAAACCUUUACAUAAAGCUCCGGACAGCUCUGCACACUUCAGGCGUGACAUAUACAGAAGCCGUGUCCUCGUCUGGAUUUAUAACAGCGAAGGUCUUUCACCUUCUCCUUCCUGUGACAGAUGUUGAGGCCGGAGAUCAGCCUGUCCUAACAACUGUGAGGUGACAGGGUGAGGACAGGAGGAGUGUCGGUCAGCUUUGCCAGGUUUUGUCUCAUGAGAGUCACUGUGCCACCCAGGCACUGCCAGUGACCGGGCUGUGGCUGUGGAGGGCCCGGCCCAGGAGGCCUUUUUCUACAUCACUCCGGGCUCCUGCUGACCUGUGCUGCUCACACCAUGGAUCAACAGAGAGAUAAAUAUGGCGAGCGGCCCGCCAGGAGCACUAAAGUUUCCCAGGGAAGCCGCAGCGGACACUCGUCCCGACCAUCCGGCUCCUCCAGCUCGUCCGGGGUUCUCAUGGUGGGGCCAAACUUUCGUGUGGGCAAGAAGAUCGGCUGUGGAAACUUUGGGGAAUUGAAGCUUGGUAAGAAUCUCUACACCAACGAGUAUGUAGCUAUUAAACUGGAACCAGUGAAGUCGAGGGCACCACAGUUGCAUCUCGAGUACCGGUUCUACAAAACACUGGGAACUACAGCUGAAGGCGUGCCCCAGGUGUUCUACUUUGGGCCCUGUGGGAAAUACAACGCCAUGGUUCUGGAGCUGCUGGGCCCCAGUCUAGAGGACCUGUUUGACCUUUGUGACCGGACCUUUUCACUGAAGACUGUCUUAAUGAUAGCUAUUCAGCUGGGCUGCAGCUUGACCGUUCUGGUGAUGCAAAACAGGAAUGAAGCAGAAGGAGGCCAGAGCGAUCAUUUUGGAGUUUUUAACGUUGAGUGUGUACGAUUUAGAGGCAUCUAG
This is a messenger RNA of Notothenia coriiceps (black rockcod), 973 nucleotides long. Its product is annotated as casein kinase I isoform gamma-1-like. The record is from RefSeq and is a predicted model, not a curated record. Gene Ontology annotation, molecular function: ATP binding; protein kinase activity. Gene Ontology annotation, biological process: protein phosphorylation. Lineage: Eukaryota; Metazoa; Chordata; Actinopteri; Perciformes; Nototheniidae. Bases 413 to 973 code for a protein of 186 amino acids. The transcript is spliced from 6 exons.